Messenger RNA from Xiphias gladius (swordfish), 2508 nucleotides. RefSeq names its product protocadherin alpha-C2. Gene Ontology annotation, molecular function: calcium ion binding. The record is from RefSeq and is a predicted model, not a curated record. Gene Ontology annotation, cellular component: plasma membrane. Gene Ontology annotation, biological process: homophilic cell-cell adhesion. Lineage: Eukaryota; Metazoa; Chordata; Actinopteri; Istiophoriformes; Xiphiidae.
AUGCCGUCCUUUGUGACAAUGGAGUCUUGCAAAAGGUACGUGCUGCUCAUUGUUCUCGUUCUUUUUUCUUUCGUUCGUAACAUAUCGACCUCAGUGAAUCAUUAUUCAAUACCAGAGGAAAUGAAAGAAGGGUCAGUUGUAGCAAACCUUGCUACUGAUCUCAGCCUGGAUGUGAAAACACUGAAUCAGAGGAAGAUGCGUCUUGACCUCAUUGCAAACAAGAAAUAUCUGGAUGUGAACAAAGAGACUGGUGAGCUGUAUAUUGUUGAGAAGAUUGACAGAGAAUAUCUUUGCCCUACAAAAUCGUCAGCUUCAUGCUACCUUAAACUGGAAGUAAUACUAGAAAACCCAUUACGAAUUUUUAACAUAGAAGUAGAAAUCUUGGAUAUGAACGACAACGCCCCACAGUUUCGAAGAGACGCUAUACAUUUAGACAUAUCUGAAUCGACGCCAAAGGGGGAGAGAUUCUCUCUCAGCAAUGCAGUUGAUCCUGAUGUUGGAAGCAAUUCAGUGAAAACAUACCGUCUGAGUGAAAGUGAACAUUUUAAUAUUGAAGUUCAGACAGGAAGAGAUGGGUCGAAGUUUGCUGAUUUAAUCUUGACAAAGACAUUAGACCGGGAGCAGCAGGGUGUUCAUAAUUUAAUACUUACAGCUGUAGAUGGAGGCAAGCCUGCUCGUUCUGGCACUGCCAGUGUUAUUGUUCGAGUAUUGGACACCAAUGACAACGCUCCUGCUUUUGACGAAUCGAUCAAUACUGUUAAAAUAAUGGAAAAUUCUCCCAUCGGAAGCCUUGUUAUUCACCUCAAUGCAACAGACUUAGAUGAGGGGUCAAAUUCUGACAUAACUUAUUCAUACAGUUUAUAUACAUCAGAGAAAACGCAAGAAACGUUUAAUCUGAACCCUUCCACUGGUGAAAUCACCGUCAAGGGAAUGCUAAACUAUGAGGAUUUUAGGAUUUAUGAUAUGGAAGUUAUAGCAACCGACCAUGGAGCCAAUAGUUUAUCAGGACAAUGUACCAUAAAGAUUCUGGUUGAAGACAUGAACGACAACCACCCGGAAAUAUCUAUCAAGUCAUUUCAGAGUCCAGUCAGUGAAAACAUAGAAUUGGACACAGUGAUAGCUGUAGUUAGUGUCAGUGAUAAAGACUCAGGGGACAAUGGAGUGGUGGAUCUUCAUAUUCCAGGUAAUAUGCCUUUCAAACUGAGAGAAUCCUCCGAUAACUAUUAUGAAUUAGUGGUGUCAGAGCCGUUAGACCGUGAGAAGGUCGCAGAAUAUGACAUCACUUUCACUGUCACAGACAGAGGUUCUCCUCCUUUAUCUGACAAUGAAACUAUGACUUUAGAGCUGCUGGAUGUUAACGACAAUGUUCCACAGUUCCCGCUGUCGUUUUACACCAUACGUGUAAUGGAGAAUAACGCACCCGGGGCCUUGCUGAGUUCACUCACGGCUUUUGACCCCGACCUCCAUGAAAACCAGUAUCUAGUUUAUUUCAUCCUAGAGAAGGAGAUAGCCAACACCUCCAUGUCCAUGCUGUUCUCCAUCAAUCCAGAGAACGGUAAUCUUUACGCGCUGAAAACUUUUGACUAUGAGAUCGAGAAGGAGUUUCUUUUCCACAUCGAGGCCAGAGACUCUGGCUCUCCUCCACUCAGCAGUAACGUGACCGUCCACAUCAUUAUUGUGGACCAGAACGACAACGCUCCGGUUAUCGUCUCUCCGUGGCGCGCACACGGCUCGGUGGUGGAGGACAAGAUCCCCAGAUCCACCGAUAAAGGCUCCCUGGUUGCCAAGGUGAUAGCCUUAGACACCGACUCGGUUCACAACUCUCGGAUUACCUACCAGUUUCUACAGGUGACUGACGCCACCUUGUUCAGUCUGGACCAGUACAACGGAGAGGUCCGGACCAUGAGGAUGUUCAGUUACAGAGAUCCGCGCCACCAGAGACUGGUUGUUGUUGCCAAGGACAACGGGGAGCCUGCUCUCUCUGCUACAGUCACCAUCAAGCUGUCCACAGUGGAGACCGCCGUUAAGGCCUACUCUGACAUGACUGAGGUGCCUCUGGAGUAUGACAUCUUCUCAGACCUAAACCUGUAUUUGGUGAUCGGUCUGGGCUCGGUGUCGUUUCUCCUGCUCAUCACCAUAUUGGUCACCAUCGUGCUCAAGUGUCAGAAACCCAAGGCCAGCAAAGCGGCUCCUCCCUGCAGGAACAGUGUGAUCAGUGAGAGGAACUCCACCAUCGCAGAUUCCACCUUGGUCUCCAACGAUGCCUACUGGUACAGUCUGUUUCUAGCAGAGACCAGGAAAGGAAAGCUGGUGGUCAGACAGCCUCUGCCAAAGGGCUCCAGGUACAUCGUGUCCAGUUUACCAAGAGGCACAGGACUGACAGAGACUAGUGACUCAGCAGCUUCUACUCUGCAGGUAGGAAUCCGUACACAGACAUUUGUUUUUUAUAUUUAUCAUUUUUCAGUAUUAAGUAUUAAUUUAUUCUGUAUUGGAGAAUUUUUUAAGUAA